Molecule: messenger RNA, 1616 nt
Organism: Oncorhynchus keta (chum salmon)
Lineage: Eukaryota; Metazoa; Chordata; Actinopteri; Salmoniformes; Salmonidae
Product: nucleoside diphosphate kinase 6
Exons: 3
Coding region: 116-436 (106 amino acids)
Biological process (GO): GTP biosynthetic process; CTP biosynthetic process; UTP biosynthetic process
Molecular function (GO): nucleoside diphosphate kinase activity
Source: RefSeq, a predicted model, not a curated record
ACCACGUAGAACCGCCUCAUAUCACCACGUAGAACCACCAUAUAUCGUUGAUGCGUCUUUGUGUGUUUUGUCUCAUCUCUCAGGACGGUUCUUCUACCAAAGACUGGUUGAGUUCAUGUCCAGUGGUCCGAUGCGGGCCUACGUCCUGGCUAGAGAGGACGCCAUAACCCACUGGAGAGAACUGAUGGGUCCUACCAAGGUGUUCAGGGCCCGCUAUACCUCUCCCUCAACCAUCAGAGCCCAGUACGGACUCACUGACACCAGGAAUACCACACACGGCUCUGAUUCGUUGGAGUCGGCGCGGAGGGAGAUCAGUUUCUUCUUCCCAGACUUCAGUCAGGAGACGUGGAUGGAGAGAGAGGAGCUGAGGUUCAGGAAGAGACGCAUGGAGGACAACCAGAGGAAACAGAUACACACGUUACCAGUUCACAGCUAACUGCUGAUCUCAGUACACAUUUAAACAAAUACUUGACUGGACCAGGGGCCUGCGUUCAUAAAAUAUCUCAGUAAGAGUGUACAGUAUAUAACAGUACCAGUCAAAAGUUUGGACACACCUACUCACUCAAGGGUUUUUAUUUUUACUAUUUUCUACAUUGUAGAAUAAUAGUGAAGACAUCAACACUAUGAAAUAACACAUAUAGAGUCAUGUAGUAUCCAAAUAAAAGUGUUAAACAAAUCAAAAUAUAUUUUAUAUUUGGGAAUUUUCAAAGUAACCACCCUAUUGCCUUGAUGACAGCUUUGUACACUCUUGGAAUUCUCUCAACCAGUUUCACCUGGAAUGCUUUCCCAUCAAUCUUGAAGGAGUUCCCACAUAUGCUGAGCACUUGUUGGCUGCUUUUCCUCCACUCAAUUCAACCAUGAUGGCCUGAUUCACGCAGUCUCCUCAGAACAGUUGAUGUUUAGGGAAGCAUUUAUUUGGGCUGCAAAUUCUGAGGCUGGUAACUCUAAUGAACUUAUCCUCUGCAGCAGAGGUAACUCAUGGUCUUCUUUUCCUGUGGUGGUCCUCAUGAGAGCCAGUUUCAUUAUAGCGAUUGAUGGUUUUUGCGACUGCACAUGAAGACACUUUUAAAGUUCUUGAAAUUUUCCAGAUUGACUGACCUUCAUGUCUUAAAGUAAUAAUGGACUGUCGUUUCUCUUUGCUUAUUCGAGCUGUUCUUGCCAUAAUAUGGACUUGGUAUUUUACCAAAUAGGGCCAUCUUCUGUAUACCACCCCUACCUUGUCACAACACAACUGAUUGGCUCAAACUCAUUAAGAAGGAAAGAAAUUCCACAGAUGAACUUUUAACAAAGCACACAUGUUAAUUGAAAUGCAUUCCAGGUGACUACCUCAUGAAGCUGGUUGAGAGUAUGUCAAGGGAGUGCAAAGCUGUCAUCAAGGCAAAGGGUGGCUACUUUGAAGAAUCUCAAAUAUAAAAUAUAUUUUGGUUACUACAUGAUUCCAUAUGUGUUAUUCAUAGAUUUGUCGUCUUCACUAUUAUUCUACAAUGUAGAAAAUAGUAAAUAUAAAGAUGUACUUCAACAUUAUGCACCAAUAUUCCUUAUCACAAUUGACUGCAGUUGAUACUAUGGAACAUAAUGCAACGUCUAUUAAAAAAAGGAAAUGAAACCACAAAGCA